CUUAUGGACAACCUUACUCUGACAGACGGACCAAACAUGGCGCCGUCGGUCGAGGCAUCGACGCCAGAAUCUGCCGACAGGUCUAUUGCGGAUCUGGCAAGAGACUGCACUUCAGUAUUCCAUCAGUUAUUGAGCUUAGAGUCCCUAAAAGGAAAUGAGUGGUCGGAGAAUAGGUUGGCUGAUUUCAACCUCUGGACAGACGGCGUCGGCGCUACAGCCAAACCUGGGGCCUCGCUUGAUUCUAGGUUAAAGGGGCGGGCGGAUGACCUUCAGCUGGUGAAGAACCUCUUGGCGAUGCUUCAAGACUUUUUGAUCGGAUAUAUAAGAUGUGCUAAGAGUGGUAAUGGCACGGAGGAAGCUGUCCGCAAUGUCGACUCGGCAAUCAAGAACCUGGAAAUGAUCGGGGUGGCAAUCCGAUGGACAGGAAAGGCAUCCCGGACUAGGAGGACGGAGCGAACAUUUGACCCUUCUGAGCAUCGAAACUUCAGAAGGCACCUCGAGUGCAUGAUACUCUUGCAUCCUUCUGAGGAUGGACGCAAUCCGGAUGACCUCGACUUCUCCAAGUUGAACCAUGUCCAAAAUCGCCUCAUCGAAGCCAAUCUCAGGCGAAGACAUAGCUUCAGCGUGGCGCAAAAACGGUCCAUGAGAUCCGAGGCCAGCUACAUGGAGCAGCCACCUCAUUUGAAUCGAAUUUUCAGUAACCCUUCCACUCAGGGCGAAACCCAGAUGCAGAGACGGAAUGAAUUCGGGAAUCCCACGCGUAUGUCGUCCCUCAAAGCCAGAGAGCACCUUGCGCCAACUAUCACCGGCUUCUCAACUGCUUCCACAGCUGAAGGAACACUGCAAUAUACGCCGGUUUCAAGGCAUCUUCCAGAGGCAGUCAAGUCACAAAUUACUUUCAUUUCUGGUGCUACUGACUUCCCAAAACCACCCAAGACCCCACCUGGUUCCCUCAUAUGCAAGUGUCCUUGCUGUUGCCAGUCUCUGCCUAUUGAUGAAGUCCUGGACCCGAAGAAAUGGAGGCAACAUCUGAUUGAGGAUUUACGUCCCUACACUUGCAUCGCCAUUGACUGCCCCAAACCCGCCGUUAUUUUCAGUACACGAAAAGAAUGGGAGACUCACAUCAGGAGGGACCAUAAGCCCCAGUGGCAGUGUCCUCUAUGCGACGAAAGGGACUUGAUCUUCACCGAAAUGGAAGGAAUUGUGAUUCAUUUGCAAACGGAUCAUCAACAAGAGAUCCGGGAAGGCUCGCUCUCGACAAUCCUCUCCUAGUCCACAGUGCACCGCACAGGGAUACAAUCAUGUCCAUUAUGCGUAUCGAAUGGGCCGCAAGACUCUCCCGAAAUCGUCAACCAUGUAUUGCAACAUGCAUUCGAUUUUGCUCUCCUAGCCUUUCCAUGGACCCAAACAACUACUCCCGAUCUGAACAAACCAGUUGGUACUUAUAGUCUGACAGAAAGCGUGGAGAACACGGAGCGGAUCGAGCGGUGGUUAACGGAAUUACCGUUACCUGAGAUUGGACAGCUGCAGCUGUCUGAUUUCGAUGAGGCCGACCAUUCCAUGCCGGAACAGACCUACAAAGAGGAUGAGCUUGAU
Messenger RNA from Pseudomassariella vexata, 1596 nucleotides. RefSeq lists its product as uncharacterized. Bases 4 to 1272 code for a protein of 422 amino acids. The record is from RefSeq and is a predicted model, not a curated record. The transcript is spliced from 2 exons. NCBI's taxonomy places the organism in Eukaryota, Fungi, Ascomycota, Sordariomycetes, Amphisphaeriales, Pseudomassariaceae.